GGCCGCGCGAGUAGGUCGCCAUGCGCGAUGCGGUAUGAGGCAGCGCCGCGCCCGGCGGGCCGGCCCCCGCUAGCGGCGCCGCCCCCGCCAUGCGAGCGCCGCCGCUGCUGCUGCUGCUGCUGAUGGCGGCCGCGGGCUUGGCCGUGAGUCCGCUCGCGCGCCUCAACCCCUGGCUGAGCGCGUGCGACCUGGAGGAGGAGGGCGCGGGCGGCGUGCGUGAGUGCGGGGGCGCGGCGUGCGGCAGCGGCGGCGGCGCGCCCGACGCGCUGACGGGACGCGACGUGCCGCACCUGUGCGCGCUUGGGGCCGGUGCACGCGCGCGUCGCCUCGCCGAGCUGCGGCUGCGCGCCUGCUGCGAGCGCUCACCCGCCUCCGCGCUCGAUCGCAGCGCGCGCGCCGACGUCCUAGCCGGUGGCGAGCGCUGUGAACGAACGCUGCACGACCUCCUCAGCCUCGACGCUAUGGUUGCGCGCGUGCACUGUGACUUCGUCGACAUCCUCAGUCGCUACGACUGCGACCAAUCCUACUCCGUACACACGUGUUACGAGUGUCAGGUGAGUGUCAUCACGAGUCAGCGCCAUUGA
Molecule: messenger RNA, 584 nt
Organism: Diatraea saccharalis (sugarcane borer)
Lineage: Eukaryota; Metazoa; Arthropoda; Insecta; Lepidoptera; Crambidae
Source: the annotation of a GenBank genome assembly